AAGUGUCCUACAAAAGACCCUUUUAUGCAGAGUGACUUAUAGUCCCAUAACAACAAGGCAAAUAAAAAGUGCCAGUUAUACAAGGUUUCAAGUCACAUCCUAAGAACAGAAAGCAUUUUAUUUUCCACAAACAGCAAGUGUUCUACAAAAGAGGCGUUACCAUGAAUACCCAGCCACAUAAAUUACCUGAAGAGAAGAAAAAGCAGCUCUGUGCCUUGUUGGGUGAUGUGGAUCUGACUCUUCUCUACAAAGCGUCUGUUCAUGGAUAUAAUGCUGCUGCUUUCCACCAACACUGUGACCGUCAGGGUCCAACUUUACUCGUGGCCUACAACAACUCAGGCUACAUAUUUGGUGGAUAUACGAGUAAAGAUUAUACUCAGUGCGGUCUGCACAUUAUUGAUGAAGAUGCUUUCCUGUUCUACUAUCAAGGCCAAAUCCCUGUGUGCAUCAAAAUUAACAAUGGACAAUAUGCACGUCUUGAUAACAAUGGAUGGCCCAACUUUGGUCAACAGUUGCACUUUUGCUAUAACAACCAACCAACCGUUUAUAAUCAAGGGGGUCAUGCAUUCAACAUUAAUACUGCCUUAAUUUAUGGGAACGAUGGGAACCUGAUUGAAUGUGAGGUGUUUAAAAUUGAGCACAUCAUGGAGAAACCUUGGAGGAACAUGGUGUGGACCGCUGAACAAAGAGAAGAGCUUAUGAGGGUUUUCAAGAACCACACACCCUUGGUGUCCUCUGUGAACCGAGCUCGAAUCCUAAUGAUCGGUCCUGUAGGUGCUGGAAAGUCCAGUUUCUUCAACUCCAUCAACUCCAUCUUCAUGGGUCACAUGACCAGCAAAGCCAUUGCAGGAUCUUCAGGCACCAGCCUCACCAAACAGUUUCGCACAUAUCCACUGAAAGAUGGCCGUGGGGGAAAGUCAUUGACAUUUAUGUUGUGUGACACUAUGGGACUGGAGGAGCAGACAGGUGCAGGUCUGGAAAUUGAGGACAUCAGCAGCAUUCUUCAGGGUCUCGUACCAGACCGAUAUAAAUUCAACCCUGUUUCACCAUUCGAUCCUAAUGAGCAACAGUCCUCCACACCUGCAUCUCUGGAGCAGAAGAUCCACUGUGUGGUGUUUGUGAUAGACACCUCCAAAAUCUCCCUCAUGUCCAGCAAACUGGUGGAAAAACUUGCAGCCAUACGCACAAAAGUAAACUCAUUGGGUGUUCCUCAGAUCGUCUUGAUGACAAAAAUAGAUGAGGCGUGUCCUCUGGUGCAGGAGGAUCUUCAAAAGGUUUAUGUCAGUUCCUACAUUGAGAAAAAGGUACAGGAGGUCAGCUCUCGACUGGGUGUUCCUGUGUCUUGUGUGUUACCUGUGAAGAAUUACAGUCAGGAGCUUGAACUGAACCUCAACUGUGAUCUCCUGCUUCUCACCGCUGUACAGCAGAUGCUCAACUAUGCUGAAGAUUAUUUGGAUGAUGCUGCUAUGGCCUAUUAGAGCAAAAAUGUUUAAAUUGUUGCUUUUUAAACAUUUAAUGUUGCUUAAAGUUAUACAGUAUGUUAGGGUAGAUCAUCUUAAUGCAAUUUCUCAGAUACUUCGCCUUGCAGAUGACUAUUUUGAUGAUAUGAGGACAAGCCCUCAUAAAUAGCUACUGUUUUUCUCAAGUUUAGCUUCUUCUCUAUUGUUUUUCUGUUUUGGCUUACUAAUAAAUGUAGUUAACUAACACAACCUUUUUGUCUUUUACUAUUUUUGGGGUAAAGAUAUUCAUUGUUUUGAGCAUCGGUCAUCGAUAUUUCACUAUUGACACACAGUGGCGGAUUUAGCAAAUCGGGGGCCCAAGGCGAAGGUAUGUAUGGGGCCUCCUUUCCGAUCUAUAAAAGAGAACGAAAAAAAUUAGUUUACUCCAAAAUGAAGAUGGAAAGCAGAGAACACACAAAGUGUAGCACUACACAAACCAAUAGAGAAUACGUCAAAGGGGCAAAAACAGCCACGGACAGUAAAUGAGGGAGAAAAAAUUUAAAUCUGAUUCUGCACAAAAACUAGCAAUGCAUCAAAGCCAAUGUUUUUACUAAUCUUUCACAUGGCCAAGACUGUGAUAAAAGGUAAAAAGAAAUCCAGUCCACAAUCACUUUUUUAUAUUGAAAAUAAGUAAUUGCAUGUGUGUUUCCCCAAAUCUACGGAAGAGGAUUAGGGCCACUGGUGAAAAAAAUAUU
Molecule: messenger RNA, 2194 nt
Organism: Misgurnus anguillicaudatus (oriental weatherfish)
Lineage: Eukaryota; Metazoa; Chordata; Actinopteri; Cypriniformes; Cobitidae
Product: interferon-induced protein 44-like
Biological process (GO): immune response
Molecular function (GO): GTP binding
Source: RefSeq, a predicted model, not a curated record